CAGUCGCUCAGUGAUUGUGGCCGUGUUCGCAGCUAAAAUUGGAAACGUGUCGACAUAGGCGAGAAGAGAGUUAUAGAAGAGCAAAGAAAAAGAGUAAAAUUUUCCCUCAAAAUCAGAGAAAAAUUUUCCCAAAAUUGCCCUCAACGCUAUUUUCGCGCCAAAAAAAAGGAAAAUUUCCGCCAAAAAUUGUGACGCGUCGUGGACUUUUCUUUCACAACAUUAUUGUUGAAAAACGAACCAAAAGAUUUGAAAAGUAACACACAAAAAAUCCUCGCGCGCGCAAAUUCUCGAAGUUUCCAUCCCAAAAGUUCAUCCCUAAAGGUGAUUUAUAUUUUUUGCUGUUUAAAUAUUCUUUGAGAGAAAAAUCUUGGCUUUUGUGGUGAAAAAGUGGAUUCCAAGAGAAGUAGAAAAAAAUCCACACUGCUGUUAGAUUGAAAGUGAACAAGUAGAAAAAAACAGAGACUCUCCCAACCUCGCAAGACGGUUGAUUGAAGAGGACAAACUACGCAACACGUAAAAAAAAUCUGUGCGAAGAAUUAUUCAAAAUUUUUGUGAUCAAAUUGAUAUUUCUUUUCUUCUUCCAUCCAAAAAACAGCUUUUUGAGCUUUUAAAAAUCAUCCAAAUUUUUUGUUUUAAUAUAAAUAUCUUUUCUUGUUGAAAAAGCUGCUCUGUGAGCUUUUGAACUCUCACGAUCAUCGAACGAAUUUGCACCAUUUUGAAACCGUUUUUGCUAUUAUUUGUUCUUCACAACAGAAAAUUUAUAAAAGGCCCCGCAAAAAAGUGCAAGAGUGUACUUGAAGAGAAAUAUAAAGCAGAAAUCGAGAGAUUUAAAAAAGUGUUUUCGUCAAUGAUCAAGUAAAAAUUUUGGAGGAGAAAAAACGGAAAUUUAUUUCAACACUUUUUCGCAUUCCAUCCGGAAGUUUUCUUUCUUGGGAGAGUGAAUUACCUCAAGUAACUCCCCCUCAACAGAGCUAAAAAAGAAACUUUGUGUGCACCAAUUGUAAAAGGCAAUUGGGCAGCUGGAUCGUCCUUUCUCAGCGGCAGACACAGAAACAUAGAUUUCAUGAUAUCGGCCUGGAUAAAUCCCUACAAUGAGAAGUGCGGGACUCUAGAGGAGGCGCCCGAUACCCUCAAGCGAUCCUCUUCGAGGAUGGACUUUCACAGCUACCGACAUCACCAGGUGGACGAUGGUUUUCAUUCAGAUGGCAGCGGCACAGAGACACCCCCACUUAGCCCAGGAAGCGGCAGUGGUAGUGCAUCCACAUCAUCAGCAGCCUCAAUAGCCUCCCUCACAUCGGAUCAUGGAUCACUGGAGUCUGUGGAUACGAGUGCCCAACGAUUGGCUGUGCUAUCAUUUGAACAGGUUCGCAAGCUCAACGAUGUAAUGGAUGAAGUUGUCUCCAUACAUGGUCGUGGAAAUUUUCCCACACUCGAGGUACGUCUGAAGGAUCUUGUGACGCUUGUGCGAAAGAAAUUGGAGCUGGAUGUUGCAUCCGGUGGCGCUGGUAUGACUGUAAAAGAUAUCCGUCUCAAUGGUGGUGCCGCAAGUCACGUUUUGGCAUCUGAGGCGCAGCCCUACAAUGACCUAGAUCUGAUCUUUGCCCUUGAAUUCAGUUCGGGUCGGCACUACGACCGCGUCAAGUCUGCCGUGCUCAAUUCCCUGUUUGACCUCCUACCCGAGGGUGUCUCCCGACGACGAAUCACACCGUGCUCCCUCAAGGAGGCCUACGUGGGGAAGAUGGUGAAAGUGAACAAUAACAACGAUGGUGAUCGAUGGAGUUUGAUCUCACUGGGCAAUUCGCCAGGACAUAAGAAUGUUGAAUUGAAAUUCGUCGAUACGAUGCGUCGGCAGUUUGAAUUCAGUGUGGAUAGUUUCCAAAUAGUCCUUGACUCCUUGCUUCUCUUCUACGACUGUGCCGCCCUACCCAUAAGUGAGAACUUCUACCCAACUGUUGUUGGGGAGUCAGUCUACGGGGACUUCCAGGAGGCACUCUACCACUUGCAACAUAAAUUGAUCUCAACGCGACAACCUGAGGAGAUACGCGGUGGCGGUCUACUCAAGUACUGCAACCUCCUUGUACGCAACUACCGACCCGUCGAUUCGGAGAAGAUUAAGACACUUGAGCGGUAUAUGUGCAGCCGUUUCUUCAUAGACUUCCCCGAUAUACCCACGCAAACGGUUAAGUUGGAAGCAUACUUGAGGAAUCACUUCUGGGGUGCGGACGAGGAGUCGCUGCAGUAUCAGUACCUGAUGCAUUUACACGAAGUCGUGGAGACGUCAACGGUGUGCCUGAUGGGACACGAGCGCCGGCAGACAUUGCUGCUGAUUGAGUCUCUGGCAAUGCAGGUGUUGUGCCGGGAGCAACAGAAGACACAACCUGCGCAGUCAAAUGUACAGACACAGCAGCAUCCACCGCCGCAGCCAUCGCCACAGCCGCAGCAGCAAAUGACGACGCUACCACCACAGCCGGCUGGCUUGCUCUAUGCCAAUGGUGUGUACUAUGCCCCUGUGAUCCCCACCACGUUCUGCACGUGCAACUCCACCUGGGUGCCAAGUACGUGAUCGCGGAGCACCCAAGACUCUCUCCCACGCCAUCGUCAGCCCACCCAUGCAUUGGCUGCAACAUCGCAGAAUUUCGCAACAACAACCGAGUACCGAGAGGAUGGCAGCUACGAUGACACGAUGCAGUGGAGAUGAUGUCGCCGCAGCACACCAACACCCUCCAGUGCUCCUUCCACACCUCCUGCAGCAAACCCAACCGCCAUUUCUCUACGCCUCUACACCACUUAGAGCGCCAUCUGAAGUUGAAUGUGUAGAGAGAAAAAAAAUGAAAAGAGCUCCCAUCAACUUUAACUUCCCUGCCCUCCUGCCCCCAGACUACAGCAACUCUUCCACUCAACCCCCACAAACGGUUAUGAGGUAAACGACAAACGCAGGAAAGAAUUUUUAAUUAUUAAUUAAAUGAAAAAUCAGUUUAAAAAAAAACGUACUUCCACUUACAAAAUAUUAUAUAGCAUUAUUACCUCUCUUAGUGUGAACGUGUAGGCCAUCUGCUAAAGGUUAGAAAGGUUUUUUUUUUAAUCAUUAUAUUAAAUACUAGCGCUCCUAUAAAAAAAAUAUUUAAAAAACCAUCUCUAAAAAUUCCCAAAAAAAAAGAACUUUUAAAUGUACAACUUUGAGACGUCUAGUUCGUCAAUUUUUAACUGCUACGUGUAAUUUAAUCCCCCAUAAUUAUUAAAAGAAGAAGAAAAGAAUGAAAAGUGAAUUAAAAUGCUAUUAAGUGUUGUCCGAUGUUUAACAUGCAACAUUAUGCAUUAAUAAAAGAUUGAAAUUUAAAAAUAAAUAAAUAGAAUUAAAAAAA
Lutzomyia longipalpis is the source of this 3362-nucleotide messenger RNA. Its product is annotated as terminal nucleotidyltransferase 5C. Gene Ontology annotation, biological process: mRNA stabilization. Gene Ontology annotation, molecular function: poly(A) RNA polymerase activity; RNA binding. NCBI's taxonomy places the organism in Eukaryota, Metazoa, Arthropoda, Insecta, Diptera, Psychodidae. The record is from RefSeq and is a predicted model, not a curated record. The coding region runs from base 1064 to 2563 and encodes 499 amino acids. The transcript has 2 exons.